AUGUCCACCUUCAACACUCAGUAUCCCGCCUCCAUUCCGCCAUCAUUCGAUCUGAAUUGCGCUCCUCCCAUACCCCAAACACUCGCCAACAACAACACACACCAAACCAAUAUGUAUCCCAGUCCGGGGAAUGUUUCGUCUUCCCACACAAACUCCCACCGGGUCAGCAAAGCAAUGAAGGGAAAGCGAGUCCAUGCAUGCGAGCACCCAGGAUGUGAGAAGGUUUUCACCAGAGCCGAACACCGCAGACGACAUGAGCUCAGCCACGAGCCUAGAAGGAAAUAUCCCUGCACAUACAAAGGUUGCCAAAAGGCCUUCCAUCGUCCGGAUUACUUGAAUCAGCACUUGGGUCGACAUGUGAGUGCGGCGGCGAAGGAAAACACAUCAAUCACCCACAACACAUCACCUCAACCAAGCCCGCAACAACAGAUCCAGUCGCAACCAGCCCACUCACCCCUGAUUCCAUUUCAAGCCGACACAAACAAUUACUCCGGCGUCUGGGGAAGCAUAGAUUCCUCAAUGUCUUGUCCCCAGUAUUCCAGAGGCCAGAGCCAGUCUACCGCAUCUGUUGAUGACCACCCAUCUCCCUAUUCCUAUACGAACGAAACCUACACGAACGAGAUCUGCAGCUCGCCCGUCGCGAGCGACUCCUUUAUAGUCCCCCAAUAUCCCACCUCAGGCAUGCCAGUAGAGAUGGUGACUGCCAUCGAUCAAUACCUGCGAAGCAUCCUGAAACCCGAAGCCUUUUCGGCGCCUCAGCAGGUGGAACCGGCGAUCUGGAGCUCGGAUGUUGAGAUUGAUCCGGCCUUGACAAAGAUUGAGAGCACAGACCAACUACCGCUCUCUUUGUGGCCUCCCCCACAUCACUUGCAAUACGAGCAUCAUCCAGUGCAGAUGAGCCACCAGUCAUCUGGCAAUCGCUAA
Penicillium coprophilum is the source of this 924-nucleotide messenger RNA. RefSeq lists its product as uncharacterized. Gene Ontology annotation, molecular function: DNA-binding transcription factor activity, RNA polymerase II-specific; RNA polymerase II cis-regulatory region sequence-specific DNA binding. NCBI's taxonomy places the organism in Eukaryota, Fungi, Ascomycota, Eurotiomycetes, Eurotiales, Aspergillaceae. Gene Ontology annotation, cellular component: chromatin. Bases 1 to 924 code for a protein of 307 amino acids. Gene Ontology annotation, biological process: regulation of transcription by RNA polymerase II. The transcript has 4 exons. The record is from RefSeq and is a predicted model, not a curated record.